Molecule: messenger RNA, 2492 nt
Organism: Condylura cristata (star-nosed mole)
Lineage: Eukaryota; Metazoa; Chordata; Mammalia; Eulipotyphla; Talpidae
Gene: FHL1
Product: four and a half LIM domains 1
Exons: 8
Coding region: 186-1157 (323 amino acids)
Biological process (GO): muscle organ development
Molecular function (GO): transmembrane transporter binding
Source: RefSeq, a predicted model, not a curated record
CUUUCGAAGUUUCUUUUUCUCUCCCACGCCUGCCGGCCUCUUCCCAACCGCCCAGGACUAGGUAGAGAUUUAAAAAUUUGCAAGCAGAGACUGGCACGUCGGAAGUCGGCAGCAGCCUCCAGCUGAGUACAUCCAUUCUCCACACAUCCAGCUUGUGAGGUCCCUCCAGCCACAAGGUAGGCACCAUGACUGACAAGUUUGACUGCUACUACUGCAGAGAGGCCCUCCAAGGCAAGAAGUACGUGCAAAAGGAUGGGAACCACUACUGUGUGAGUUGCUUUGACAAGUUCUGCGCCAACACUUGUGUGGAAUGCCACAAGCCCAUCGGCGCGGACUCCAAGGAGGUACACUACAAGAGCCGCCACUGGCAUGACACCUGCUUCCACUGCACCAAGUGCCGUCGCCCCUUGGCCAACGAGACCUUUGUGGCCAAGGAUUACAAGAUCCUGUGCAACAAGUGUGCCACGAAGGAGGAUUCCCCCAAGUGCAAGGGGUGCUUGAAGCCCAUCGUGGCAGGAGAUCAAAAUGUGGAAUACAAGGGGACCAUCUGGCACAAAGACUGCUUCACCUGCAGCAACUGCAAGCAAGUCAUUGGAACCGGAAGCUUCUUCCCGAAAGGGGAGGAGUUCUACUGCGUGACUUGCCACGAGGCCAAAUUUGCCAAGCACUGCGUGAAGUGCAACAAGGCCAUCACCUCUGGAGGAAUCACUUACCAGGAUCAGCCCUGGCAUGCCGAGUGCUUUGUGUGUGUUACCUGCUCUAAGAAGCUGGCUGGGCAGCGUUUCACCGCUGUGGAGGACCAGUAUUACUGCGUGGAUUGCUACAAGAACUUUGUGGCCAAGAAGUGUGCUGGAUGCAAGAACCCCAUCACUGGGAAAAGGACUGUGUCAAGAGUGAGCCACCCCGUGUCUAAAGCUAGGAAGCCCCCAGUGUGCCACGGGAAACGCUUGCCUCUCACCCUGUUUCCCAGCGCCAGCCUCCGGGGCAGGCAUCCGGGUGGAGAGAGGACUUGUCCCUCGUGGGUGGUGGUUCUUUAUAGAAAAAAUCGAAGCUUAGCAGCUCCUCGAGGCCCGGGUUUGGUAAAGGCUCCAGUGUGGUGGCCUAUGAAGGACAAUGCUGGCACGACUACUGCUUCUACUGCAAAAAAUGCUCCGUGAAUCUGGCCAACAAGCGCUUCGUGUUCCAUGAGGAGCAAAUCUAUUGCCCCGACUGUGCCAAAAAGCUGUAAACUGACAGGGGCUCCUGUCCUGUAAGAUGGAAUCUGAGUUUGGUCCGUUGUGCCCCUCUGCCCUGCACCAUCCUUAGGGCAAGGGUGGCCUCCACCUCCUCCAAGUUGCUCCUCCCAUCUUUGUUCCAUUUUACAGCAUCGCGCAAAUAAAGGCACACCAUGAUCACGUUAGCAUUCAGCAAAGGCAACACGGCAGCCAAGUUAGUUUUUUUCCGAUCGCUGCAAUUAAGCAACCAACGCGUAGCUAGAUUGACACUUCUGCAUGUUUCCUCAUAGAGCAGAAAAGUGCUAACCAUGUAGCGGCUUAGUGAUGCAGCCCCAGCGACGCAGCCCCUCUGAGAAGCCCUGGGGGCUUAGCUGGGACCCACGAGUUGCAGCGGCUGCGCCAACUCAGCUGCUCACCUUGUUCUGUGAGCAGAAAGAACUUUCGGAAAUGCAUGGUUUAGCCUCUUCAUCAAAACUGUUCUUCUGUUCUUAGGCGCUUGCAAGUGACUAACACAAACUUCCAGAAAAUGAACAUUUGAACUUAGCUGUUGUUCUCCACUGAAUCUUCCCUGUACUAACAUUUGAUUUCCCCCGGUGGUGUGUUUUCUGAGCGUUCCUGCUUUGCCAAGGAACAUGCAGGUGACUUAAGAAGCAUAGGCGGAGCUCAGAAAACGAGCCUGUUUCAGAGGCACAUCAUCAGGGCCGACCUUCUGGAAGCCUAACAAAACUAACCUGUCCCUUUUUCUUUGUUUUGAAUUAAUAUUUUUGUUCUAAUUAAUAGCAACAUAGUUUAUGGGUUUGGAGACUUGCAUGAAAAUAUUUUAGUCCCCUCAAACGUUCCUGCAGUUUUAAAAUUCACCUACAGAAGUAACCAGUAAUCUUCUAGAGGGCUCGCUGGGCAGGCUCCACGGCUGUCAUUGACACCGAUGUGAUAUUUCCAGACAGUGCCGACUUGAACCUCUUGUAACAUAGUAGUUGUGCGCUCGUUGUCCCUGUGCUAGGGGCCCGCCAAGUCCCUUCUCGUGAUUCUUAGGCCUGUUCCUCAAGAGCCUAGCUGGAUAUCUGGGGAAGUGGGGAAGCCACUGUCCUACUCCCUGUAUUCUAUGACAUUGUUAUCUUGCAUAGUUUGAUGAGAUGAUACAAAGUAACCUGUAAUGACAAGACGUAUUAACAUUCUCAUAGGAGUGGUUAGCCCCGCCCAUGCCUCAUUUCUCCAUUUUGUCAUUAGCUAUUAUCAUCUAACGUUUCAGUGUAUUGUUACAGAAAUAAAGCAGCAUAU